CGUAGUAGUAAUUGUUUUUCUCCUCUUAUUCUACUAUUUUUAAUUUAUUAGUAAUAAUUUUAACAUAAACAAUUUUUUCAAAAUUAAUUUGUUUGUCAAUAAUGAGGCAUUUUUCAUCAUCCACCAAAUAGCGCCAAGCGGAAGCGGGAAACAGAACCAACACUAUGGCUGAGCAGCAGCUGGUAAGCAUGGGCUUUUCCGACGACAUCGCCGCCGAAGCGCUGACGGCAACCGGCGGAGAUAUCAUCAAAGCCACCGAAUGGAUUCUCAGUCACAAGGGAUCUCAAGAAAAUUCUUCCAAUUUCAACCCCAUUUCUUCCUCCUCUGGCUCUCCUACUGCCGCCACCCAUGAUCAUCAUCCGUCUCCUCCACCAUUUCAGCCCAAAAUCGAUCGGUUUUUUCAAUUUCAAUCCAAACCCCUUACACCCACUUCGGUUAAACCCAUGGGGGUGGCGAUCCAUGAAGAAGAAGAAGAAGAUAAAGAAGACGAGGUACCUCCAUUACUCCGUUUAACUAAGCGUCCUAAAGUACUAUUCGAAUCUGAACAAGUAAAGAAGCUGCAAAAAAAACGACCCCCUCAUGAGCCUUUGUCUGAACGAAUGCGACCUCGUACACUUGACGAUGUUGUCGGGCAAGAUCACAUUUUGGCGCCAAAAUCACUUCUUCCAUCAGCUAUUGAUUGUGGUCGUCUUCCUUCAAUACUUCUGUGGGGGCCACCGGGUACGGGUAAAACGUCAAUUGCUAGAGCGAUAGUUAAUACUUGUUCUGGUACUGAAGGUGGUGGAAGUACCUAUAGGUUUGUUUCGUUGUCUGCUGUUACUUCGGGUGUUAAGGAUGUUAGAGAUGCUGUUGAUGAAGCGAGACGGAUGAAGAAGAAGGGUAAUAAGAGGACUAUUUUGUUCAUUGAUGAGGUUCAUAGGUUCAAUAAGGCUCAGCAAGAUUCGUUUUUGCCGGUAAUUGAAGAUGGCAGUGUUAUUUUCAUUGGUGCAACUACUGAAAACCCAUCGUUUCAUUUGAUUACGCCGUUGUUGUCCAGGUGUAGAGUUUUGACUCUUAAUCCUUUAAAGCCCCACCAUAUUGCUACGCUGCUUAGACGGGCUGCGGCUGAUUCUGACAAGGGGUUGUCUUGUUUUAUGGGGGAGAUGAUGAAAAUUGAAGUAAAUGAUGAAUGUGUAGAGUUUCUUUCGACGAACUGUGAUGGAGAUGGAAGGGUGGCAUUAAAUGCUUUGGAGAUUUCAGCUACCACUGCUGCUGCGCGUAUGGGAAUGGCAAGAGGAUCAAAAGGGGAGUUAGGGGAUGACAAAGGAAACGCUGAUGAGUCGUCUUUGUCUGCAGUUAUCAGUCUGAAUGAUGUCAAGGAAGCAAUGCAAUGUAAGCAUUUGGCUUAUGACAGAGCAGGGGACGAACACUAUAAUCUUAUUAGCGCGCUUCACAAAUCAAUGAGAGGAAGUGAUGCUAACGCUUCAAUUUAUUGGCUGGCGAGAAUGUUGGAAGGGGGUGAAGAGCCUCUUUACAUAGCACGCAGGCUGGUCAGGUUUGCUAGUGAAGACGUGGGGUUAGCUGAUCCAUCUGCUCUUGGUCAAGCUGUUGCUUGCUAUCAAGCUUGUCAUUUUAUUGGCAUGCCUGAGUGCAAUGUCAUCCUUGCUCAGUGUGUUGCUUAUUUGGCCUUGGCUCCGAAGUCUAUCGCCGUCUAUAGAGCAAUAGGGGCAGCUCAAAAAGUGGUAAGGGAAUCAGUUGGACAAAAUGAAGGAGUGCCACUUCAUCUUAGGAAUGCACCAACUAAGCUAAUGAAGGAUCUUGGUUAUGGGAGGGACUAUAUUUAUACUCCUGACAAUCCAAACUCAUCCCAGACUUACUUGCCGCCAUCUCUUCAAGGUUAUAAGUUUCUUGAUUGGCCAAAUGUUGCAACAAAUGAUCGAUGACGAGGAUUACUUCACAAUGUUAUGGCUUCUGAAAAUAGCUUAUUUUGCUGGUUAGCAUUGUUAUUUCUCUAUUUUAUCUUGAUUUCUCUGGUUAUGGGAAUUGUUAAUGAUCAGAGAAAUCUCUAGUAAUUGAGAGCCUCUUGGUAGUUAUUUUUUGGGGGGUUGUUAGCAGAGGAGGUGGGAAAAACUUACUGGUUUGGAGGGAUUGAAUGAUUCCAAUUUUGGUUGUAGUUUUGUCAGAAUCUAUGUA
Capsicum annuum is the source of this 2172-nucleotide messenger RNA. Its product is annotated as ATPase WRNIP1. The record is from RefSeq and is a predicted model, not a curated record. Bases 165 to 1922 code for a protein of 585 amino acids. The transcript has a single exon. NCBI's taxonomy places the organism in Eukaryota, Viridiplantae, Streptophyta, Magnoliopsida, Solanales, Solanaceae. Gene Ontology annotation, biological process: DNA-templated DNA replication; regulation of DNA repair. Gene Ontology annotation, molecular function: single-stranded DNA helicase activity; protein binding; DNA binding. Gene Ontology annotation, cellular component: nucleus.